Messenger RNA from Mercurialis annua (annual mercury), 1894 nucleotides. RefSeq names its product extensin-like. NCBI's taxonomy places the organism in Eukaryota, Viridiplantae, Streptophyta, Magnoliopsida, Malpighiales, Euphorbiaceae. The coding region runs from base 60 to 1691 and encodes 543 amino acids. The record is from RefSeq and is a predicted model, not a curated record. The transcript has a single exon.
CAAAAUAUUUCUUUUUAUUGCUGCUUUCUUUUGCUAGCAAUUGCAAGGGCUUCCCAAAGAUGGUGCCAAUAUCAGGGCACCAUCUUUUGUUAUAUGUUUUUAUCAUUUUCAGCUUCAGCUUCAUAACUAUCACUGUAGUAGCUGAAUCUGAUGGUCAACAAUUAAAUACUCAAGGUAAAUCACCACUGCUACCAUCCACAACCCCUAACGAUAAGAGAUGGUUUUCAUUGUCAUCUCUAACAAUAAGACCGCCUCCGUCUCCGCCUCCACCUCCGCAAUUAUCACCGCCAAAAUCUCCUAUAAUACCGCCAUCUUUGCCGCCAAAGCGUCCGCCUUUAUCAUCAUCGCCACCAUCGCCAAUGACACAGCCAAGAUCUCCUAUACUUUCACCAUCUUUACCGCCAAAACGUCCUCCUUUAUUAUCACCGCCGCCAUCCCCAAUAUCAACACCACCAAAAUCUCCUACAGUAUUACCGUCUUUUCCGCCAAAACGUCCACCUUUAUCAUCACCAUCGCCAUCCCCAAUAUCACCACCACCAAAAUCUCCACUGUCUUUACCACUAAAACGUUCACCUUUAUCACCAUCACCGUCAUCCCCGGUAUCACCGCCGCCCAAAAUUCCACCAUCAUCACCGCCAAAAUCUCCUACAUUACCACCAUCUAAUUUACCGCCAAAACGUGCACCUUUAUCAUCACCGCCACCAUCCCCGGUAUCACCACUACCAAAAUAUCUACAAUCAUCGCCGCCAAAAUCUCCUACAUUACCACCAUAUCUACCGCUAAAACGUGCACCUUUAUCAUCACCGCCGCCAUCCCCAGUAUUACCACCACCAAAAAUUCCACCAUCAUCACCGCCAAAAUCUCCUUCAUUACCACCAUCUUUACCACCAAAACGUCCAUCUUUAUCAUCACCGCCGUCAUCCCCAGUAUCACCGCCACCAAAAACUCCACCAUCAUCACCACCAAAAUCUCCUUCAUUACCACCAUCUUUACCACCAAAACGUCCACCUUUAUCAUCACCGUCGUCAUCCCCACUGUCACCAUCACCAAAAUCUCCACCAUCAUCACCACCAAAAUCUCCUACAUUAUCACCAUUUUUACCGCCAAAACGUGUACCUUUAUCAGCUCCGCCGCUACAAUUACCACCACUAUCGCCGCCGAAAUCUCCUACAUUACCACCAUCAUCACCACCACCAUCUCUGAUAUCACCACCAAUAAAAUCUCCAUCAUUAUCACCACCAAAUUCUUUACCAGUUUUACCUCCAAACCAUCCAUCAUCACCCUCACCGCCUCUUAUCUCCCCGCUAAUUAAAUCACCACCAUCUACAUCGCCAAAACAUGCACCUUUAUCAUCGCCACCAUUACUACCACCAAAAGGGUCGUUAUUAUUGCCACCAUCUUUACCGCCUAAACGGUCACCUUUAUCACCACCGCCACCUCCUCCUAUAAGAGGACCACCACCACCUCCUCCGCGCUUUCCAUUUUGGCCAUUUCCCAUAAAAUCACCACCUCCUCCACGCACUCCAUUUUGGCCAUUUCCCAUAAAAUCACCACCUCCACCUCCACGCAUUCCAUUUUGGCCAUUUCCCGUAAAAUCACCACCUCCUCCUCCACGCACUCCAUUUUGGCCAUUUCUUUUCCCAUUUCCUAAACAAUCACCACCUCCACCAAAGCUUAAUAGAUUUUUCUAAGUAUCUUCGUGAAACCACUGGUUAUAAAUGCCAGGACAGAUUUCUUAUGACUAGCAAGGGUAUAGAAUAAUAAUCAUAUGAAAUUUUCUAAAUAAAUGUAUUCUGAUUAUCUAAAAAUAAUGUCAGAAAUAAAACAUUGUGUUUAUUUUCCAAGAUAACUAGUAUUAUGAUUUACAAACUUUAUGCAACUUCAUUCGUGAUCA